AUGAAGCUCACAGGCAGCUGCUACUGCCGCGCUUCGCAGUACGAAGUCAACCUAAACUCGGCAAAUGAUGCCCGGACAUCACUAUGCCAUUGCCGGAAUUGCAAGAAAGCCUUCGGCACCAACUAUGGUCUCACAGCCAAAAUCCCAAAAGACGCGAUUCAAUACACGCAAGGAACGCCCAAAGAACACGCCGCCGACAACGGCUCCGGGACGGUGCUGUUCCGCGAGUUCUGCGACAACUGCGGCAGCUUCAUCCUCGA
This is a messenger RNA of Diplodia corticola, 260 nucleotides long. RefSeq lists its product as uncharacterized. Gene Ontology annotation, molecular function: carbon-sulfur lyase activity. The transcript has 2 exons. Lineage: Eukaryota; Fungi; Ascomycota; Dothideomycetes; Botryosphaeriales; Botryosphaeriaceae. The record is from RefSeq and is a predicted model, not a curated record. The annotation marks the transcript as partial.